CUGCUUGGCAGGGGGUUGGACUCGAUGGCCCUUGUGGUCUCUUCCAACUCUAUGAUUCUAUGAUUCUACAUGGGGAGCUCAUAACCCCUACAAUAGGUGGUUACAACUGGCAGAAAUGGUAGCCCAUGCCGCAAACGAAACUAAUUGCUCCGUUUGCACUUUGGGACCAACGGAUGCUGCAGGGGGAAUUCCCCUAUUACCCCUCCCCCUUAACGCAACCACAAUUCAGCAAACAGCCAAUGCCACGGAUGCACAAUUGUGGCCCCCAUGGUGGAACACCUCCAUUCCCCUUCGUGUGUACAGAAUUAAGGGUUGGCUUUGCAUCAACCAGACCAGGGCUGCAUCCCUAGCCCAAAUGCAAAACACAUACGUCAACGCCACUCAUUAUGUUGGAUGAUCCUCUUGUGAUUGUAUUUGUGCCCCGCAUGACAACUCAGGGUGUAAUGGUGUCUGUCGUGAUCUCCAUCUCCUCCGCCGCAGAACCAUCCGGAAGACCUCCAGUGUUGGCCACAUGGUCACCCUAUCAAAACGGGACAUGUACUGGGUCUGUGGGACUCGAGCCUAUCAUGAGCUCCCAGGGGGGGGGGGUUCGGGGUAUGUUUCCCGGCCUAUUUGCUUCCACCAAUGUGGAUUCUACCCAGACCUUCUACGUUUGGAUGCCUUACGCGUAGGCGAAGGAGCACUGGGGUCAUUUCUUCUGUGGCAGGGGGGAGCAGCCAGAAGUGGGGAGAAAACGAAUGGCCACCUGAGCGGAUAAUGGCCUAUUAUGACCCGGCCUCUUGGAACCCCGAUGAGCUUGUAGCAGGGGCCAGGGAGCCAAUUUACAACCUUAAUCGAAUCAUUCGACUCCAGGCAGUGGUGGGAAUUGUGGCUAAUGCCACGGCCACCACUCUCCGUCUCAUAGCCACCCAGCUAGAUGAAACUCGCAUUGCUGUCCUCCAGUUGCGAUUGGGGCUAGACUUUAUUCUGGCCAAACAAGGAGGAUUUUGUGCUGCCCUCAACCUAACUGGUGGAGCAUGCUGCUUCAAUAUUUCAGAUCAUGGUGAAGCUAUCCGCAACCUGGCAGCCAGCAUUGAAAAAGUAGCCCACAUUCCUGUACAGACUUGGGAAGGUUGGGAUAUGUCUUGGUUAAACAACUUUCUCCCAACAGGUUGGCUCCGGGGACUUUUUGCUAUGUUUAUGGGACCUUUGCUAAUCUUGCUUCUCCUUUGCUUCUGUAUUCCUUGCUUGGUGCAAUGCUUGCAAAAUAUGAUGCAGAAAAUGGUGUCCCGCAUGAUGGGACCUCGUGUUAUAGCUUUGAUGCGUGAAUAUCACCCUAUCCCUAUGGACGAGCCCGAAGGCUGUCCACAAGAAGAGGAAGGAAUGAAGGAUACUAGGAUGUAAAAGGGACCUUGUGAAGACUACACCCUUGGCAGUUAUGGGGAAAGAACAGGGAGGGGUUGAGAGUGAAGGAGGAAACAAGUUAUGCAAGUAUGUUGCAUGAGUCAAGCUUAAGGAUGAGUCAUGCUUAAGCAUGAGUCGAGCUUAAGGAUGAGUCAUGCUUAAGGGAGCAAGUGUGGAAGAGGAAGAAGCAGGAACCAAUGAGAAAAUGCCAACAGAACAUUGAGCGAGCCAUAUAAGGGAAUAAAUGAAAAGGCGUUAUGUGACUGGAUGAUGGAGGUGGGAUGACCUGAGGGAUGGGAUAAUGAGAAGGGUAUAAAAGUGCUUGCCUGUUUGCUGUAAACGCGGCCAGCCUUUGGAAGCGAUUCCGCUGGCCGUCUCUGCGCAGAACUGAAUAAACUCUUUCUCCGUGAACCACACCCUGGUGUUCUUUGACUCCUCUAUCUUCCCCCUUUGGGGUAUGUGCUCCAGUGGACAAGAGAGAGAGAUCAAGAGAGAGAGAUCGUGACAGCCUGGGAGCAGGAAAAAGAGAGAGAAAAGUGAUUGAAAAGAAAGGGACAGGACCCAUUGCAAAAAAGGAAGAUGAAACUGCAACUAGUCUGCGUGAUCUUCAUUCUUCUCAGCGCGGCCACCAGAAACACUUGUGCCUUCAAACUUCAGACAGAUGUUGAGAAAGACCUCACGAGCUUGGAUACGUACAAGACAGAGCCCAGGGCGAAUACCGUUCAGGCAUUGCUACGGAGAGCCAAGCGCUUCAACAGCCACUUCCCCACCUGCCGCUACUGCUGCAAUUGCUGCAGAAACAAAGGAUGUGGCAUGUGCUGUUGGGGCUGAGGGCCAAGGAUGACUUUGGCACCACCGGGCCGCGCCCCGUCUCAGCACCACACACACACCAGGCUCCCCAAGCUUGCCCCCCACCCACCCCGUACUGCUCCCUACCACCUUCAACAAUUUUUUCCUUAUUUAUUAGUUUGGCACUGUUUUUCUCGUUUGCUCGCUUUGUGGGCUCUCAUUUGUUACUGUUGGGAAUUAAAGCGUUUUUACCACA
Messenger RNA from Podarcis muralis (Common wall lizard), 2428 nucleotides. It is a transcript of the gene HAMP, whose product is annotated as hepcidin antimicrobial peptide. The record is from RefSeq and is a predicted model, not a curated record. Gene Ontology annotation, biological process: defense response to bacterium; intracellular iron ion homeostasis; negative regulation of iron ion transmembrane transport. Lineage: Eukaryota; Metazoa; Chordata; Lepidosauria; Squamata; Lacertidae. Gene Ontology annotation, cellular component: extracellular region.